GUUUGGGACCAAUACAGAUAAAUGUUAAUGCUUAAGAUGUAAAUGUAUAUUGGAUCAAAUGUACGGGACCAAUAUGAGAGUUUACUCAUUUGUUAGAAGUACUACUUUGAAAACGUAUGGAUCUGAUCUUCCCUUCAUUAAAAACAAAAAAGAACUCUUGUACUCUGUUAUCGUUCAGAACUUCAGAUUGAUUUCUUUCUCUUCACAUUUUCAGCCCAUAUUAACGACGAUGGCAGCAGCAAGUACUGAUGAUAUAAAGCUUAUUGGAGUACGUGCAAGCCCCUAUGUGAAUCGGGUUCAAUUUGCUUUGAAUCUCAAGUCAAUAAACUACGAAUUGCUUGUGGAGAAUUUGGCCGAUAAAAGCGAGUUCCUCCUGAAAUCGAACCCAAUUCACAAGAAGGUCCCAGUUCUAAUCCAUGGCGAUAAGCCCAUCUGCGAGUCACUUGCGAUUGUGGAGUACAUAGAUGAAGCCUUUCCCGAAGGUCCCUCUAUCCUUCCAUCGGAUCCCUAUGAUCGAGCAACAGCUCGUUUCUGGGCUGCUUAUAUCGAUGAAAAGUGGUUUCCAAUGGUAUUGAGAUGGCUAACUGAUUCAAAAGAAGAAGAGUUCAAAAGGGCCCCAGUUUUGGAGAAACUAACAGAAGGGGUAAUAUUAAUGGAGGAUGCUUUGGUGAAGUCUAGUUAUAACAAUGGGAAAGGAUUUUUUGGUGGAAAUAGUCCAGGAUACCUCGACAUUGUUUUGGGUUGCCAUUUGGCCUGGCUUAAGGUUGUAGAGAUUGAUUCGAGUACAAAAUUACUGGAUGAAACCAAGGCACCUGCACUUGCAGAAUGGGCUGAGAGGAUUAAGUCUCAUGAAGCUGUAAAAGGAACUCUUCCUACAACUGAAGAACUCUUCAACCUUCUUAGAAAGAGUCAACAAGCUCAAGCUGCUUCUAAAGCUUCCAAUUGAAACUGCUUGUUAACUUCCUUGUUUUGCUGAUUUGCUAGGCUACAUUUGUUUUGGAGCUCCUUUUCUUUUUUUCUUUUUUUUUGGGUCAAUUUCAUGUAUAUGUUGGAAAGGAUCACAUAUAUUGUUCUUUCGUUUCAGUUUCUGGCAAUAUCAUUUGACUUGAUAAGAUCCAAGCGAAGGCGGACAAAUUACUAGUAGUAGUAUAAUUCUUUAGUUGAGCC
Messenger RNA from Oldenlandia corymbosa var. corymbosa, 1167 nucleotides. Lineage: Eukaryota; Viridiplantae; Streptophyta; Magnoliopsida; Gentianales; Rubiaceae. The record is from the annotation of a GenBank genome assembly.